AUGCCUGGCGCAAAGCUUGCGGAAUACCUAGCGAAGAACUACCUUACAGCCGCCUCGUCGCAGUUUGCCUCCCAACCGGACAAAGUCUCAGCAGAUUUCCAAGAUUCAACUCGCCCAAAGAAAAAGCGGCGGAAGAAUAAGGAUGACUCCGCUCUAGCCGGACUCGUGAUCGCCGAUGACGAUGAAGACCUGUCUCUUCGCGGCACUGCUUCACGAGGAAGGCGAGGGGAAGAGGACGAGGAUGGAGAUAUGCCAAUAUUCGAGGCGGGCUUAAAAUCAGCAGAGUUCAGGAAAAAGAAAGGCGGGGGGCCUUGGAAAGUUGUCGCAACUGGAGCCUCGACCGCGGCUCAGGCAUCAGACAACAGAGAUGAGGAUAAAGAAGCGGAUCGCAUCCUGGCCGAAGCAGCAGAAGAAUCUCGACGGCGUCGCCAGGAAAUCGAAGAUGAAGACGCUCCUGCAAUUGUUGAAGAAACAGAUAGCGGACCCCGCAUGCAGUCUGGCGUUCGUGCGGGUCUCCAGACUGCUGCAGACACUGCCGCCCUCGUCGCGAAGGAAGAGCGUGAAAAACAAAGAGAACUUGAAUCACAAAAGGCUAAGACCAAGUCAAAGAAACACAGGGAUCGGCCAGCUCAGGAAGAGGAGACCAUCUACCGUGACGCCACUGGCCGGCGCAUCGACAUCAGUAUAAAGCGAGCAGAAGCCCGAGCCGCUGCGGAGGAGAAGGCCCGAGCCGAAAGGAAAGCGAAGGAAGACGCGAUGGGUGAUGUGCAGCGACGUGAGCGAGAGCAACGCAGGAAAGAUUUGGAGGACGCAAAGUUCUUGAGUCUGGCCAGAGGCGUGGAUGAUGAAGUGAUGAAUGACGAGCUACGUGCGAAAGUAAGGUGGGACGACCCUAUGGCUGGGUACAUCGCACAACAGAAGGCAGAGGAAGAAACAGACGGCGCAAUAUCAACAAGAAAAUCUAAGGGAGCCUCAGGUGAAAGAGUAAGAGUGAAGCAGAAGGUGUAUACGGGUCCUCCGGCCGCUCCGAAUCGAUACGGGAUUCUCCCUGGCUGGCGAUGGGACGGGGUCGAUCGAAGUAACGGCUUCGAGAAAGAAUGGUUUCAAGCACGUUCGAAGAGGGGGAGAGAGGAGGAAUUGAGGUUUCAGUGGCAGAUGGAUGAGUGA
This is a messenger RNA of Fonsecaea multimorphosa CBS 102226, 1167 nucleotides long. RefSeq lists its product as uncharacterized. Gene Ontology annotation, biological process: mRNA splicing, via spliceosome. The record is from RefSeq and is a predicted model, not a curated record. The transcript has a single exon. The coding region runs from base 1 to 1167 and encodes 388 amino acids. Gene Ontology annotation, molecular function: RNA binding. NCBI's taxonomy places the organism in Eukaryota, Fungi, Ascomycota, Eurotiomycetes, Chaetothyriales, Herpotrichiellaceae. Gene Ontology annotation, cellular component: RES complex; U2-type spliceosomal complex.